This is a messenger RNA of Lepisosteus oculatus (spotted gar), 5325 nucleotides long. It is a transcript of the gene osbpl5, whose product is annotated as oxysterol binding protein-like 5. NCBI's taxonomy places the organism in Eukaryota, Metazoa, Chordata, Actinopteri, Semionotiformes, Lepisosteidae. Gene Ontology annotation, molecular function: cholesterol binding. The record is from RefSeq and is a predicted model, not a curated record. Gene Ontology annotation, cellular component: cytosol; membrane; intracellular membrane-bounded organelle.
GAACAGCUGUACUGCCCUGGCUUUCGGGUGUGAGUGCUUGCUGGCCCGCUAUCUUUCUCAUUCCGCCACUGUUGCAAACGCAGCCCCGGCUACCAGGAGACAAGCCCAGCUCUCCGGCUCGUCGCAGGGAUUGCUCGCCUCAUUUGGGGUUUUUUUUUUUUGGUUUUAAAAAUUGGGUUCUCCGUGUUUUCCUUCUCUUAUUUUUGGACAGCUGGAGUCGAGAGCUGAGGGUGCGGGAACAAUCAAUGUGCUGAUGAAUCACGUCCAGUCCCUCCAGCCGGCAGCUGUCCUGCGAAAAGGCAAUGACUGAUCCAAGCGGUGGUCUUCGUUAUCGGCGAUAACCCCGGCGCUGAGGUCGGCUGAGACAGCAAGCGAAGGUGGCUGUAUUUUCUUUAUCUGUGUUUCUCGGUUUGAUGGCCAGACGUGGGACAAACUGAUGCUUCCAAUAGAACUUUGUGUUUCUGAAAGAAAAAUGCAUUGAAGUUAUUUGGAUACAGCUGUCUCUUUGGUUGAAGACAGUUACUGGGUACAUCUCUCCAAACAUACAGUACACAGGACGUCUGUUCUGCAGGCUGAAAAUGACCAGCUAAAGCCAUACAUGAGCGUAAAUGUACCAGAUGAAAGAGAAGAAUGACAGUCUGAUGUCUGAGAAGACUACCACAGACGACACGAUGAAGGAGGGGAACUUGUUCAGGAGGAGGUUUUCUCUGUGUCCACCUACUACCACCCCACAGAAGAUCGACCCACGCAAGCUGACCAGAAACCUCUCGUUCGGAGGAGACAAUGACAUCUACCCUCUCAGCCCAGGUAGCGAUACUGAGAGGAAUGGAUUGCCGGUGCUGAGAGAUGACGUCAGCCCCACUCAGACACCCAAUAGCAAGGCUGAGUCGAAGGUCUUCAAUGGCCAUGACAAGGAAUGCACCUCCCCCACAGAGAGGCUGGCCAAGAAAGAGUCUCUGAAGGUCCAGAAGAAAAACUACAGACAAGAGAAGAAGAGGGCGGCGAAGGAACUGUUCAGCGCUCUGAAGGACCCCAGUGUUGUCAUCAUGGCCAGCUGGCUUAAGAUCCGUGGCACACUGAAGAGCUGGACCAGGCUGUGGUGUGUGCUGAAGCCCGGAGUUCUCCUCAUCUACAAGACCCCGAAGGUGGAUCACUGGGUGGGGACAAUUCUCCUCAAUGCCUGCAAGCUCAUCGAGAGGCCCUCCAAGAAGGACGGCUUCUGCUUCAAACUCUACCACCCCCUGGACAAGUCCAUCUGGGCCAUGAAGGGUCCCAGAGGAGAGAAUGUGGGUUCCAUCACCCAGCCCCUCCCCAGCAGCUACCUGAUCUUCAGAGCUGUGUCAGAGUCUGACGGUCGCUGCUGGAUGGAUGCUCUAGAGUUGGCCCUGAGCUGCUCCAGUCUCUACCAGCUCACCGCUUCCAAAGCCAGCCGUGAUGGGGACCUGAGCUUCUCCUCCGAGUCUUCCCACAUCCUCGGCCUGCUGCAGUCUUCCACCCUGUACGAACACGAGCUCUUCCAGUUGAAUGAGUCAAUGCUGGAAAAUCACCACAUGGAAAACGAUGGCUAUUCUGACAAGUCAGAGAGGGAGGCUCACGAGGAGUCAGACACCGGGGCUAAUGAGAAUGGGCAGAGGCUGACGGAAGAGAGUGACACAGACCAGUCAGACACGCUGGGAGACCUGUCCCCCGGCCUUCAGGCCACUGCUUAUGUUGAACAGCCCCAGGAGGAGAUGGCAGAGGCAGGGGAGGCCUCCCAGACCGAGACCGUUUCGGAGGAGCACAAGGGCCUGAUCUGGACCCUCCUGAAGCAGCUGCGCCCCGGGAUGGACCUGUCCCGCGUCGUCCUGCCCACAUUCAUUCUGGAGCCCCGCUCCUUCCUGGACAAGCUGUCCGACUACUACUACCACGCCGACUUCCUGUCCCAAGCUGUCACAGAAGAGAGCCCGUACUGUAGGAUGAAGCAGGUCCUGCGGUGGUAUCUGUCUGGCUUUUAUAAGAAGCCAAAGGGACUGAAGAAGCCGUACAACCCCAUUCUCGGGGAGACAUUCCGCUGCUGCUGGCUCCACCCCCAGACCAACAGCUGCACCUUCUAUAUUGCAGAACAGGUUUCCCAUCACCCCCCAGUGUCCGCCUUCUACGUCUGCAACAAGAAAGACGGGUUCUGCAUCAACGGAAGCAUCCUGGCGAAAUCCAAGUUCUAUGGCAACUCUUUAUCUGCCAUCCUGGAUGGGAAGGCCAGGCUUGUGUUCCUCGCCCGCGAUGAGGAAUACGUCAUCACCAUGCCCUACGCACACUGCAAAGGUAUUUUAUACGGCACAAUGACAAUGGAACUAGGAGGAAAAAUAACUAUUGAUUGUGAGAAAACCAAGUAUAUAGCGGAACUGGAAUUUAAACUAAAGCCUUUCCUCGGCAGUUCCAGCAGUGUGAACCAGAUUUCAGGAAAGAUUCGUGUAGGUGAAGAUGUGCUGGCCACUAUCGAUGGACACUGGGACGGGGAGGUGUUCCUGCACGAGAAGAAGACAGGCCACCACGAGGUGUUCUGGAACCCCAGCCCCGAGGUGCGCAGGCAGCGCCUCAAGAGACAGGUGGUCCAGCUGGACCAGCAGGGAGAGUUUGAGUCCGAGAGGUUGUGGCAACAUGUGACGAGUGCGAUAAAGAGCCACGACCAGCACAAAGCCACUCAGGAGAAGUUUGUCCUGGAGGAGGCCCAGCGGCAGGCGGCCAAGGAGAGAGAAGACAAGGAGUGGCUUCCACAGCUCUUCCAGCUCGACCCCCUCUUAAACGAGUGGCGCUACAAAUAUGCCGAUAUCAGGCCCUGGGAUCCUGAGACCAGCCUGGUCCAGUUUGAGAAGAAUGGGGUGAUCCAGACCAAGGAGAGGCGGCCUCAGAGGCCAAAUGGCCUGACAUACAUUCAGAACCGAGCAGCAAAGCAAAAGGCCCAGAAAGAGAGCCAGCGCAGGAAGACCAGCAGCCAGCCGUCCAGCUGCAGUCAGAACACGGAGAGCAGCAGCACUACACCGGAGCCCCACCAUGAGUCCUCCGACAACGAAGCAUUCAUGACCCAAUGCUCCAGAUGUAACAAAGAAGUCAAGGAUAUUGCUGAAAUUGAGGCUUCCAUAGCAUCGAUACAGAAGACCCAACAGGAUAUACAAAGGAACUUGUGCGGCCUGAGUCAACAAAUGUUCCGGCGAGGACAUUCUCGGGAGAGCGUUAAAGCGAACAGCCAGCACUGUCUCAUUCUGUGUAUCCUGCUGCUGUUUCAGCUCUUCAUCAACUUUGUCUUCAAAUGACAGACACUUCUGCACAGCAAUAAAAGAACCGCCACCAGUCAGAUUUGGAAUGCCAGUAGGAGCUGUCCGAUGAGGCACCAAGCACUUUUGGAAAAAAAACAACAAAGAAUAAUUAAAAAUGAAAAACACAUUAUUUUCUAGAUGUGUGGCAGGGCAUUUUAGAGCUCCUUCACAGUAAUAGUGGAUGUGCACUUUUUUAUUCUCCAUUGCAAUACUGAUUUUGGGGCCUCUUGUAGGAAACACUCACAGUUCUGUCCCCCUUUUCCACUUCAAACUUUGGGCCUUAAUGCUAAAGCCAAAAAAAGAAGCAAAACAUACUUCCAUUGUGCAAUUCUGUGUUUUAUAUUAACUUGUACAUAUAAAGUAGGUCUCAUCUUUCAGUAAUGAUGACUUACCAAAACAGUAUUUAUAAUCCUUAAGAAGAGUACAUGUUUACAAGUUUUAAGUUGAUACUGUAUGUGGAAAAUACUUAGUAACACGUUGGCAUCAGUUGCUUCCCACACAGAGCUUGUAGUUCCUACAAUUCAGGGAUUGGAUUAGAUGCUGUUGUUUCAUGUCCUGUCCUUCUUCAGUACUGUGUAGCCAUUGUGAGCAAUCUUAUGACUGAGACACCACAAGAUGCGAGAUCUAGAGUAGUCUGGUCAGGGUUAUGUGUCUGAAGCAGCUUCCCUGCAUUUAGCAAUCUUAAGCAGGGACUUGGGAACUUAUUGAUUAAACCCCCUUAAGGAGGGUUGUUUAGCCCAUGAUCUGGCUGACCCAGAACAGCCUGUGUUGAGCUUCACAAUAUUUGAGGCGUUCACAUGACAGGGGUUCAUGGAGCAAGAAAAGGACAGGCCUACUCAGCCCCCCUGACUUUAGCUGCAAUGAAAUGCACUCUUAAUGGGUCAUGGCAGGUUAAAUUGAGAGAAAAAUGGGUAAAACAAAUGGAAGCUGAUGGGAGACUGUGGCUGAUUCUUCUUAUUUCACCUCAUUGGUGCUUCUGCAUUAAGGGAAGCUGAUACAUGCACAGCAAGACUUAGCAACUCCAAAAUCUGAAAGUUUUAUUCUUUAGGGAGGGAUGCUAUAUCAGCUUUAAAUACCCUUUUCCCACAAGGUUGAAUUUAUGGUCCUUGUAAAAUUUAAAAACAUAAAUCAGAAUCUUGUGCUCAGUCACUGUAUAGUGCUAAUUAAAUCAUUUGCAGACUGACUCAGACUGGGUUUCACUUUUUUCUGCCACUCAUGUUUGUGCUUUAGUUUUUGUUGACAUUUGUUCCCAUUAGCAUUUCCAUUUUAAUAUGUGAAUUUUUGCAUUUUUCCUGAUUGCAAAUUAAGGCUGUGUCCUUGAUAUGUUCAGAGUGACUCAGUCAGCUUUUGCUAAUGCAAACAAGAGGUCAUCAGCACAGUCUUCACAAUCACUUGAAUGCUGGUGUGAGCCAGCGACCAGACUGCAGCACAUGGAAUUUUAAAUACUGUUUCACCAUCAUGUGGUUUUGCCCUGCCAAGCUUAUAACCAUUUCAAAAAAGCACCACAUUAUGAAAACAGUGCACUUUACAGUUAUGCCUCAUAACAGUUUUAUAUUCCGAACCAUUUCCUUCUACAGUGGAAAAAAUGUAAGAACAAUUAUGCAAUGAAGCAAUCCUAGGUGUGUGUGUUUUUUGAAGACGAUAUGGCCAAAGCAAGAGACACAUCUUUAAUCAAGAGCGAUUUCAUACUGACUCUCAUCCUAUUUCAUUUACUAUCCUGUACACAUACUUCUACACAAAAAAGUGCACAAAACGAAGAGCAAAAUGAAAACAAAUAGUUUUGGUACUUUUGGAUUUAAACGAAGAGGCCGUUUGGUUUAUAAAAAAUUAAGUUUUUUAACUUGUUUUGGAUAACAAACGUACUGCCAUCUAAGUAAAUGGAAAAUGUAUGUUUUAUCUACAUAUUCUGUAUAUUCAUAUAUGCUACUGUUAUCUGCAUCCUUUGCAUCUUGACUGGACACAUUGUAAGUCACUUUGGAUAAAAGCAUCUGCCGAAUUAAUAAAUGUAAAAUGUAAAUGUAUUUGUAAUGAA